This is a messenger RNA of Exophiala viscosa, 1107 nucleotides long. Its product is annotated as Translin. The record is from RefSeq and is a predicted model, not a curated record. Bases 93 to 827 code for a protein of 244 amino acids. The transcript is spliced from 2 exons. Gene Ontology annotation, cellular component: nucleus; cytoplasm. Gene Ontology annotation, biological process: RNA metabolic process. Gene Ontology annotation, molecular function: single-stranded DNA binding; sequence-specific DNA binding; RNA binding. Lineage: Eukaryota; Fungi; Ascomycota; Eurotiomycetes; Chaetothyriales; Herpotrichiellaceae.
CGACUUCCACUGCCAAAUAACCCUCUGGCCAUUUGUGCCUAGAUAUUCAUCUGAACCGUUCUUGCUCUCCCAAACAAUCCUCCCGUAGCAGGAUGUCGGCCGACACCACCAUGACCACGCCUGCGCCGGCUACUUCAUCGCACAAUAUAGAUCCGGCCAUCUUCACUUCCCUACAAACCAAGAUCGAUGAAGAAAGUGCCAUCCGCGAUGAGCUUAAGACCUUUGUCGAGACCCUUUCGAAACAAGGUCGCCUUACACAAUCCAUCCUCUCCAGAAUCCACAACACACCCACCGCCGAAUUAGAGGCUACAGUCCUAGGCCCUUGCUAUGAUGCGCUGUCCCAGCAGGCAGCUACGGUCAAGGAGCUGGCGCAGUCGGCGUCCAAAUUCCCUUUCUAUAAAUGGAACAAUAUAUGGCAGCGCGACAUCCAGGCAUUUAUUAGCAGCAUGCAGAUCGCAGACUGGCUUAAGAGUGGACACCUUCUGACGCUCGAAGAGGUCGGCCAGAGGUUAGAUGUCCCGGUCAACCUCAAAUCUGAAGAUGCUUUCCAUGUCACAGUCGAAGACUACCUCCUUGCCCUCACGACGACAAUCGAAGAGUUGGCUCGUUUAGCCCCAAAUGCGGUGACCUUGGGCGACUAUUCUCGACCACUACAGAUCUCUAAAUUUAUUAAAGAUGUCCAUGCCGGCUUCCAGCUAUUGAACCUGAAGAAUGAUAACCUCAGACGGAGGUCCGAUGGAAUCAAGUACAGUGUGAAGAAAGUGGAGGAUGUCGUCUAUGAUCUCAGUCUACGAGGUCUAAUACCAAAGUCGACCGACGCAAAUUGAAGAGGUGAUGGGUCUGCACACAUACCGACGUUCACGAGCCUGAGAUACCUCGCUACACAAUGAGAGCAGUUCCGAUCCAGCUGACCUGCCCACACCAAAUGAGGUACGCAUGCCGACCGAAAUACCGUCAGACAAACAGCGCUUAAAAUCCCACUGGAGGGUCUCUACGCACUUCACAGGAUGCACGAUCGAGACAAGAUCAUGUAGGACGUGAAAAGCUGAGCUUCAACAGGUCUCAUUUUAAUGUGGAUCCCUCCGGGUUAUAUACACUUGACUUCAA